AUGGCACAGAAAUAUCAGGAGACCAUCGACACCGACUUGCAGAAAGGUUUCAUAGUCAAAGUUGAUGAUUCCCAUGAAGACUCAACAGGAAAAUGGCAACUUCCUCAUCAUCCAGUGACAAACAUCAAUAAACCUGGCAAGGUACGCCGAGUCCUUAAUGCAUCGAGCAUCUACAAAGGAGUAUCACUCAACAGCAACCUACUAACUGGACCAGACCUCCUCACAAACCUUACUGGAAUCGUUAUGCGAUUUCGCGAGGACCAAAUCGCUAUUUCUGCCGACAUAGAAGCAAUGUUCAUGCAGGUCUUCGUGAGCCCAGAGGACCAGCCGUAUUUGCGAUUUCUGUGGAAGGACAACACGGGCCAACCCGCAACCUUCCAAUACACCCGCCACAUCUUCGGAGCUACCGACUCACCAUGUGUUGCCUGCUACGCAACUCGACAAUGUGCGAAGGACAAUGCCGACAAGUAUCCAGCCUUGGAGCAAAUCACAAAACGCAACAUAUACAUAGACGACCUAUACAAAGCCGUUUCAACACCGACGGAAGCGACCCAGUUAAUGAACGACCUUCAAAAGAUGUUCAGCCUUGGAGGUUUUAACCUCACAAAAUGGACCUCAAACUCUCAACAAUUCCUCACAACAGUUAACGAGAACCACUUGGAAAACAGCGACAGCCUCACCAAGAAGGAACGACCCCUCGAAAGAGUUCUUGGAGUGAAAUGGAAACCAGACACGGACGUCUUUCUUGUGGAAGCAAAGAAGUUUCACGCCAUUGACAAGAAGGACUUAACGCAGCGCAAACUAUUGAAGUUUGGUUCUCCAAUCUUUGACCCGCUUGGAAUUACGAUUCCACUGACAAUUCGACUACGACAAUCACUUCAACUUGCCUGGAGUAAUGGACCUCAAUGGGACAAACCUCUAAACAUGGAGCACUUAACAGACCUCAACGAUUGGAUAGACAGCGAAGCCAAUUCAACGACAUCUGCCUGCCCCGGACUUACUUCAAACCAGAAACGAAGAUACUGGAAACCCAACUCCAUGUAUUCAGCGACGCCUCCGAACUUGCCUUAG
Symsagittifera roscoffensis is the source of this 1071-nucleotide messenger RNA. RefSeq lists its product as uncharacterized. The transcript has a single exon. The record is from RefSeq and is a predicted model, not a curated record. Lineage: Eukaryota; Metazoa; Xenacoelomorpha; Acoela; Convolutidae. Bases 1 to 1071 code for a protein of 356 amino acids.